This is a messenger RNA of Vicia faba (fava bean), 504 nucleotides long. NCBI's taxonomy places the organism in Eukaryota, Viridiplantae, Streptophyta, Magnoliopsida, Fabales, Fabaceae. The record is from the annotation of a GenBank genome assembly.
CUUGUUUUAUCAAAGUUCUUAAGCAAAUUUAAAUACAUAAAAUUUACACCAUUCCCUGUAUUUUUGGGACAACUAUGGAGUGAAAGCUACAUGAAAUAUAUUAAGGCACGAGAUGUCAAAGUCAACACCCAUCUUAUUAUAAGGUUCGAUCGACAUAGCCACAACUUCAUUUUCAAAGUGACAAUCGACCAUAACGGGGGUUGUCAAGACAAGAGUACAUUACCAUCUCGUUGGUGCGAUUGUGGAAAGUUUCAAGCUUUUCGUGUGCCUUGCUCUCAUGUCAUUGUGACAUGUAUGUAUACUCAUCAAGAUGCAUUACUACUUCUAUUUUCCAUUUAUAAGUCUGAAACCUUGUUCAGCGUAUACAAUAAUGACUUUUCAGUGGUAGCGAAACCUGAUUAUUGGCCUGCAUACGAAGGGAAAAUAGCAUGGCACAACGAUCAAAUGCGAAGGAAUAAAAAUGAAAGUGUAUCACAACUGAAAUGGACUCCUUUGACAAGCUAG